This is a messenger RNA of Phlebotomus argentipes, 2010 nucleotides long. RefSeq names its product membrane-associated tyrosine- and threonine-specific cdc2-inhibitory kinase. Gene Ontology annotation, molecular function: protein kinase activity; ATP binding. Gene Ontology annotation, biological process: protein phosphorylation. Bases 99 to 1580 code for a protein of 493 amino acids. The record is from RefSeq and is a predicted model, not a curated record. Lineage: Eukaryota; Metazoa; Arthropoda; Insecta; Diptera; Psychodidae. The transcript has 5 exons.
UAACCUCACUUUGCCGGUGAAUUUCCCAAUGUAUCCGCCCUAACUUAAUGGAAAAGCGUGUUUACAUUUAAUUUAAACAACACAGUAAUCAUACAGUAAUGACCAGUGAAUUCAACAAAUCCACUCUCCCAGUGCCAGACAUUAGUGAUGAAUUUUCGCACUCGUUCAAGAGCCAGAGAGCAAGCUCAAGAAAGAAGCCGCCGGCUCUCAAGCGCAUAUAUUGCAACAUUAAUCGCUGUUCUUCCAAAAGAGCCUUGGCAAUCUCCUUCAAAGGUUCUCUUGAGAAUGCCCAACUCUCAUUCAUGUACGAACCUGAGAAAACUGAGUCAUACUUUGAUCAAUGUUUCGAGAGAAUCAGCAAGAUUGGCGAAGGAUCUUUCGGGGAAGUGUUCAAAGUGCGCUCCCGUGAAGAUGGUUUACUCUAUGCUGUGAAGAAGUCCAAGCAGUACUUCCGGAGUGAGAGCUAUCGUGAGGAAAGGCUGAAAGAGGUGAGGAGGCACGAAGAGUUCUCCAGCCAUGAACACUGUGUCACGCUGCACAAAGCGUGGGAGGAAAGAGAUCGCCUUUAUAUCCAGAUGGAACUUUGCCAGAGUAGUCUGGAAACAUAUGUGAUGAAGCAAUGUCAGAUUCCAGAAUCCUUGACCUGGUCAUUCCUGCUGGAUCUCUUGCUGGCUCUCAAAGGACUUCAUGACGGAAAUCUCAUUCACCUGGACAUCAAGUUGGAAAAUAUUUUAAUAACUGAGGAUGAAGUUUGCAAGCUGGGAGAUUUUGGCCUGGUUUUUGACCUCAAUCAUGAAAACAAAGAGUCCGCCAUGGAGGGAGACUCACGUUACAUUGCACCUGAACUGCUGCAGGGGAUCUUUACAAAGGCUGCCGAUAUUUUUAGCCUGGGCAUCACCAUUUUGGAGUUGGCGUGCAAUCUUGAGUUGCCUUCAAAUGGAGUUCUGUGGCAACAGUUGAGAGCUGGCAUCCUCCCGAAAGAAUCUAAAUGCAUGCUAUCAAAAGAGCUGUACAGUGUCAUCAAAUGGAUGAUGAAUCCCGAUUGGCAGCAGAGGCCAUCCGUUGAUGCUCUUCUGCGCUAUCCACGAGUAGCCAAUUUGCUAACGAAACGAACACGUUGGUGGUCCAUAACAAAAAUUAGAAAAGUAAAGCGAAUGACUUUGCAACAGCUUUCGAAUAAGUGGCACAAUUUUAAGAAAACCUUCCGACUACUUGUGACUCAAAUUAGUUUUGCUAUGCUCAGCUGUGUCAGGCGGAAGCAUAAAAAUGAAUAUGAGCAGCAUAAUUCCACGUCACCUUUGGAGAUGAGUGACGAUGAUCAGCACAUAAGUACUCCGAUUUUAGACGAUAGCAGCAUCAACAUGUCGGAGGUGGUGAAUUCAACGCCAAUCUUGAGCUACGAUAAGAGAAAAGCGAGGUUAGCAAAUGACAGUCCACACAGUCCUCAGAGCAAUUCCGGCUUUGAAGAGUUUAAAAAUCACUUAUCGCGCAGUCCUUCCAGUUUUACACCAAGAUCGACACACGAAUAUUCGUCGUUGACAUGCAAAAAACUGUUCAUGCACUCCGAUGAUUCCGAUUAGUCCCUCUUAAAAUAACUCUUAAAAAAUGUUCUUUAUCGUGGUGUUUUUUUCUCUUAUGAAAUAUCAGAUAUUUCCAAGAUAGUAAUUUUCUCUGUCUAUUGUGGUAAUACAAAAAAAAAAACAGGAGAACGGUGUUUCUAUCGAAACAAAGCUCAUUUAUAGAUUUAUUGUUGAGAUGAAAGGCAAAACAGCAAAAACGAUCAUUGGGAAAAAUUUACUAUCUCACUUUUGUUUGUUCUUAUACUAACAUAAAUUAAUUUUAAUGUGAUACAAGCUAAAAUAAAACGAUUACUGAAUGGUUUCUAUAUUCAUAUUUCUUCACGUUAUUGAUCACUUUUUUUGUAGAGCGUUUGUGGGGCCCAGAUUGUUAUAUGAAAUGCACUUCAAUCAAAUGAGCAGAUUUGUAUACAUUCUAGAUCACGAGGAAUCG